ACCUGUCGGGCGACACUCUCCAAUGGAGGAGGACACUACAGCCUGUUACAGUGCUGCUCUACAACACAACAUCAGCUACCGCUGGCACUCACCACAAGCACUGCAGAUCUUGAAAGACGACAUCGUCCACUCCAUCUCGGACUUGCAGGGAGCUGCUGCACUGAUGCAUUCACUUAACCUGCCCACAGACUCCCUACCACUCCCCUGCCAGACGGAGCCAGCUCCAACGGGACACCACUGGAAUCCAGUGAUGGACAUACCGUUUGUACCUAACACCACAAGGCCUACCCC
Pelobates cultripes (western spadefoot toad) is the source of this 291-nucleotide messenger RNA. Lineage: Eukaryota; Metazoa; Chordata; Amphibia; Anura; Pelobatidae. The record is from the annotation of a GenBank genome assembly.